AAAACACGUGCAACCGCAUUGUUUUGUGCAUUGGAUCGGGUUUGGUAUCAGUUAAAAGGAAAAAGAAUUAAAAUAUGGUCCAAAACAAACAGAGGGGUGGCCCUAAGGCCAAACUUCCCCGAAUUAAUAAAAACGAUGCCAGUUGGGAGAAAGUUAAGAUCAAGGGAAAUGUUGUCUCAGAGGAUGGUGUAGGAUUGGAAGGCUUAAUUGGUUUGGAGGUUUUGGAAACCUACGAUCCGGCAUUGGUGGAGAUGUCAAAGCCCAAAUCAACACGCAAGGAAAAGCGUAUGGAACGUAAAAAGGCCAAUAAGAAACCCAAAAAGACCAGCGAGGAAAACGAUGAAGAUGAUGACAAUGAAAAUAGUGAUGAUUCCCUAUCAGAAUCGGAAGAUGACAGUGACGAUGAUAAUGAGGGUGGAAAGAAAAGCAAAAAAGCUUCUUAUAAAGAACGUUUGGCCCUGAAACUGCAAAAACGCAGAGAAAGACGGGAACAGAGGAAGUUGCAACGUAAAUUGGCCAAAAAGCAAGGUGGCGGUGCUGUAACAAAUGACAAUAAAAAUGAUAAAAAGAAGCCAAAAGAUGGUAAAAAGAACAAAAAAUCAAAGGAAACAGAAAGCAAAGAUGAUGCAGAAGGGGAAGAAUACAAUGAAGAUCGUUUUAAGUUACUGAGGCCACCACAAGAGAGUGAUGAAGAUGAGCAGAAAGUGGAAGACGAUGAUGAUGAUUCGGAGGAAGAAGAAGCACCCGAAUUGGUGGAUAGCAAAGCCUUAAGCAUAGAUGAUUUGGAGGGUUGGAAUGGCCUCGGUGUGCCCCAGUGUAUCCUGAAAGCCUUGGCAGAAAAGGGUUUCAAAUCACCCACCGAAAUUCAAUCUAGAACACUGCCUGCUGCCAUUUUGGGUAAAAAAGAUAUUUUGGGUGCAGCAGAAACUGGAAGCGGCAAAACAUUGGCCUUCGGUAUUCCUCUCCUGGCUGGUAUUAUGGAAUUAAAAAAGAAAAAUUCCAAAACCGGUAUUCGCAAACCUUUAACCAAAACCAAAGAAAAGCAUUCUGAAGAUAAUGAAAUUGGGCAUAAAGAGGAAUUUGAAGUUCCCAUGGAUGUAGAAGAAAGUGAUGAAGAAAGCGAAGAAGAAGAUGAAAAUCAGAGUCCUCUCUAUGGUUUGGUUUUGACACCCACCAGAGAAUUGGCAGUCCAGGUUAAAAAUCACAUUGAGGCAGCGGCAAAAUAUACAGGCAUCAAAGUGGCUGCAAUUUUUGGUGGCUUGGCAGUGGCCAAACAGGAACGUGUUCUGAAGAAAUGCCCUGAAAUUGUUGUUGCCACCCCUGGAAGAUUUUGGGAACUUUAUCAACAGGACAAUAAACAUUUAAGACAUUUGGAAGAUAUUAGUUUCCUGGUCAUAGAUGAGACAGAUCGUAUGGUUGAAAAGGGUCACUUUGAGGAAUUGAGACAAAUUCUGAAACUAAUAAAUGACAAUGAACAGAAAAAACAAUCCCGGCAGAAUUUUGUGUUCUCGGCCACCCUGACAUUGGUGCAUGAUUUGCCGGAGCAUAUGCAAAAGCGUAACUUUGGCAAAAAGCCCAAGUUUGUUAAACAAACGGCAGAGGACAAAAUACAAAAUUUGAUUGAUGAGUUGGGCAUUUCACAACCGAAAAUUGUGGAUAUCACAAGGUCACAACAAACUGCCCAAAAUCUAACGGAAUGCCGUUUAAUUUGCCCCUUGGACCAAAAGGACUAUUAUUUGUAUUAUUUUGUACAAAGACAUCCUGGACGUACCAUUGUAUUUUGUAAUUCCAUUGAUUGUGUGAAACGUUUGGCAAAUCUUUUUGGCCUUUUGAAAUGUGAGCCCUUACCCUUACAUGCCAAUAUGAUUCAAAAGCAGCGCUUGAAGAAUUUGGAAAGAUUUCGUGAUAAUCCUUGUGGCUUCCUUAUUGCCACGGAUGUGGCUGCUCGUGGUUUGGAUAUUCCUAAUGUGGAACAUGUCAUACAUUAUCAGGUACCCAGAACUAGUGAAAAUUAUGUCCAUCGUUCGGGCAGAACUGCCAGAGCCAAUAAAGAUGGCAUAACAGUCAUGUUUAUGGAACCCGGUGAAGUGAAGAAUUAUGUCAAACUUUAUAAAACCUUGGAGCGAAAGGAAGAUUUGCCUUUAUUCCCCGUAUCGGAACGUUAUCUUGCUGCCGUCAGGGAACGUGUUGAUUUGGCACGUGAAGUUGAUCGUCAAGAAUUGAAAUUGAAACGUGUACAAAGUGAAAUGGGUUGGAUGAAGAAAAUAGCCGAAGAAAUGGACAUGGUUAUCGAUGGCUUCAAUGAUGAAUCUGGCAGUGAUCAGGAUGAAGAUGCUUUUAUUAUUGAAAAACGACGUAAUCGCAUUCACCUGGCCAAUGUAAGGCAACAAUUGAAAUCUUUGUUGGCCCAACCUAUUUUCCCCAGAGGCUUUAGUUUCAAAUAUCCAACUGCCACCGGAGGUUUGCAAGUGCCUGAAAUUUCAUCCGGACCUUUGCAGGGCAGUGAACAGAAACCCAAUUCAGCUGUUAAAGCAAUGCAGGAAGCCAUUGAGGAUAUGAAAAAGGCUAAGAAAAUGCGCAAUAAAAAGAAGAAAUAGUUUCCAUUGUAUAAAUAAUUUUUGUUGUAGAUAAUAAAUUUUAAAAUAGUUACUCUAAUGUUUAGUAACAUAAAAUCGAACACCAUUUUCCAUUAGGGAACGGGCAUGCUUUGCCAUUAAAGUGGAAACUGAGAGGACAGGAGUAGAAAAGCAUCUGAAAAAAAUAAGAAAUAAAAAAAAUAGAAAAUAAA
Musca domestica (house fly) is the source of this 2788-nucleotide messenger RNA. Its product is annotated as ATP-dependent RNA helicase ddx24. The transcript has 10 exons. Gene Ontology annotation, molecular function: nucleic acid binding; RNA helicase activity; ATP binding. Lineage: Eukaryota; Metazoa; Arthropoda; Insecta; Diptera; Muscidae. The coding region runs from base 75 to 2597 and encodes 840 amino acids. The record is from RefSeq and is a predicted model, not a curated record. Gene Ontology annotation, cellular component: nucleolus.